GUUCUUGAACUCAUCACUUCAUAAAACUAAAGUCUUCAUUCAUAUCAAAAUGGAGGGACUCAUCAAUUAUUUGGUAGUGGUUACUUAACAUCUCCAUUGAAAUUAUUCUUGCAUCAGCAGUUAUUUUUGCAGUAUUAAGAGUAGCGCUGAGCUCAAUCAAUAUUCAUCCUAUCAGAUCAGAAGUGAGUUCAAAACUGCAGGUAAAAGGAAGGUAAAAUGCAAACUUUUUCAGUUUUUGCGGCACUAAUUGAAGUUCCAACCUAAACGAUGAACUGAAUGGUCGUUCAAGUCUUUUAUCAAGCAGGUGGCGUGCGGCAGCAAAGCUUAUCAUCUCAGAAUCCAUUAAUUAGGAUAAAAACCCUUUCAUAUUCACCAAAAGCUCAACUGCCCUUAGGGAAUCAGUGGACAGUCCCAAUUUACUUCCAAUUCAACCGUUGAUUUUGAUUAGUUUCAAUUAACUGCUACAAUUAUAGUUACAGUGUUGAUAUAUCUAUAUCAUCCCAAAAUCAGUUAGUAAUCACGUCCAACAAUUCAAGGAUCAAGUGUUCUCGCUGCGUACCUUCUUCCGCACACCUGCAGGAGGACAUGUGUAAGCUUGAAAGUUGAUUUUUGCAGUUUUUGGGGCUCUAAAUGAAGUGGGCACCAGAACGAUGGACAGAAUGGCCGUUCAAGUCUUUCAUUGAGCAUGUGGCGUGCAGAAACAUAGGUUAUUUUUGCAGAAUUAUUUCACUAGACUUCAAAGUCGUGUUUCUCUCUCUUUUUCCAAUUCAAAGCAUUAGUUCGAAUUGUUUUCCACCAAUUAUUUGUUAGUCAAAUCUAAACAUUCAUAUGAAAUCAGCUGUAUUAGCUGGAGCUCCAUUAUUGCUGAUUUUCAAUGUUCACGUUCUUCUUAACAUCUUGAAAAGUUUUGUCCGUUUUGCGCACUCGAUGUCAUAUAAUAAUAGGUGUCAUUAUCUGAUUAAUUGAAGUAAACCAUCUGCUUUGAAUAUCAACAUUCACAUCACAUCUCUGAGCUCAAUCAUCAGCAAAAGGUAUGUUCUUCAUAUUUGUUUUCCACAGAAUCAUCUAAUUAUUGUCUCUCCUUGUAAUAUAUUGUAUUCAAUAAUCAUAUAAUGAAAAUCUCUUGCCUGGCAUUGCUUCCGCUAGUGGAGAGAUGGCGACUGAAACCAAACUCCAUUAAUUUAGUGUCUGUCCCUACUGGAUUCAUAUAUAGUGGUGAAUAAUUAGACAGCCAAAGGAGACUUGAAAAAGUUGACAGUUGACUUGGAACACUUUUAAAGAUGGCCAGCCAACAUGUUAUUGUUAUCUACUGGGAAAGAACACAUCUGCAUUAUGAGCCUUGCAUAAUAACACUUUUGCCUUCAUCCACAUAUGCAACACGAAUCGAUUACUUCGCUCGUGAAACAUUCUGAUUCAGUACAGGGUACAUUGCAUAUUAUUCAUGGGAACUGAAUUUGUAUGCUUCAUUUUCAGAGCAUUAGGUUGAUGGAUUGAUUUUGAAUAUCUACAUCUACAUAAAAUCUACCAAAAAAGCAAGUAAAAGGUAUGUUCUUGAUAUUUGUUUUAUGCAAAAUCAUCUAAUUAUUGCAAUGACCGUUGAAUUGGGGAGCUUGAAUGGGCUUAGGAUUAGGACUUGGUUGUUUCUCAUUGUGUUUUGCAUUCGAAAACUAUAUACAGUGAAAAUGUCUGCCUUGACAUUGCCGACGUGCGUGGUUUUGUAGAGACGAACUCGUGUUCUGUAUUGUUUCUGUGAUGUACGUUGUUUCGCAAGAAUAACUGUAGUUGAAACUGGAUUUUCAUUGAAACUCUGCAGGCUAAAGGUGAAGAAUGAGGUUUCUCUUUAUUACACUCUCUGUCUUUUCCUGGCUAUGCCUAACCGUAACUGCCAUAUCUUUGUCGAAGCCUGGUUGCCCCGAAAAGUGUGGGAAUGUAACCAUUCCGUAUCCUUUUGGGGUUGGUUCCAAAUGCAGUGCAAAAUGUGUUAUUGAUUCCACUGAAUGCAAAGAAGCAUUCUACACAAUUAUCUGCCAUAAUUCGUCCACUCCAUUCUUGAGCAUCAUCAAUAUGGAAGUGGUGAAGAUUUCGCUGUAUGGAACGUUGAUUGUAAAGCUGCCCGUGUCGCCUAUGAAUUGCUCAGAUAAGCAGACAACUGUCCCUGUGCCUAUUUCACUUCGUGGCAGCCCUUUUACGAUCUCAGCACACUACAAUUCUUUAUUUGUGCUGGGCUGCAUGAGUUCAGUCUGGCUGCGUUCUGAGACGAUGCAGACAGUUGGAGGAUGCACGGCUAUCUGUGAUGGGAAUUCCACGGACACGAGCUGCAGUGGUGUUAACUGCUGCCAAACGAAUAUACCGGAACGACCACAAGAGUUGGAGUAUACUUAUCGAAGCAUUGAAGGGAGCAAUAAGAGUAGAUUUUGUGGCUAUGCUUUUCCUGCUGACAAGAAAUGGAUACAGAAUGCUUACACGUUUCAUAGUGGCCUAAAUCAAGAUCCGUUGAAUCCAUAUGACGCGGGAUUCAGAUUUGCACAACUGGUGAUUGAUUGGGAGCACAUUGGAUUCGAAGACUUCCAUGACAAUUCUGUUUGCAAAACGCUGCCUGAAGGUCGCAGUGAUGAAUACAUUGAUGAUUACUACACACCGCGUUAUGAUACUACUGGAAACAACUAUGUAUCAUCGACUAGAUACUGCUCUUGUCGUGAUGGUUUCGAAGGGAAUCCGUAUCUAGGCCCUGAAGAAGGAUGCAUUGAUGUAAAUGAAUGCAGCAACUCAACAUUGAACAUAUGUGGUGGUAAUGGGACUUGCAUCAAUACAAUCGGAGGCUUCACUUGUCGGAAAAGAUCUGCUGCCAAAAUAGUGAUUAUCAGUGUUGGCAGCGCGGCUGGAGGGCUGGUUUUGUUACUCGGGGCGUUUUUUGCCACUAGAACUAUGAGGAAAAGAAUGAAGGAUAAACACAAACUCAAGUGUUUAGCCUUAUUGUUGGAACAGCAGUUGUCGUCCGUGGAUAAUGGCCUUGAGAAAACUAGGUUGUUCAGUUCGAAAGAGCUAUCAAGAGCUACUGAUUUUUAUAAUGAGAAUCGGAUACUUGGCCGUGGAGGUCAAGGCACUGUCUACAAAGGAAUGCUGACUAAUGGAAGGAUUGUUGCAGUCAAGAAGUCGAAGAAGGUGGAAGAAGUAGAUCUUGAAGCAUUCAUCAACGAGGUUGUCAUUCUCUCACAGAUUAAUCAUAGGAAUGUGGUCAAAUUAUUGGGAUGUUGUCUUGAGACUGAAGUUCCUCUCCUCGUCUACGAGUUCAUCCAAAACGGCACUCUCCACCAACACAUCCAUGAUCCUAAUGAGGAAUUCCCAUUAUCAUGGGAGUUGAGAGUUAGGAUUGCAAGAGAAGUAGCUGGAGCACUCGCUUACUUGCAUUCUUCUUCGUCUGCACCUAUCUAUCACCGCGAUAUCAAGUCAUCGAACAUACUUUUGGAUGACAAAUACCGCGCCAAAGUCUCGGAUUUUGGGAUAUCAAGAUCAAUUUCUGUUGAUCAAACUCACCUGACCACGCGUGUGCAAGGAACCUUUGGCUAUUUGGAUCCGGAGUAUUUCCAGUCAAGUCAGUUCACAGAAAAGAGCGAUGUCUAUAGCUUUGGCGUGGUUGUGGUUGAGCUUUUAACCGGAGAGAAAGCAGUGUCAGCAAUCAGAGCUGCAGAGGGGAGGGGUUUGGCUGCACACUUCUUGCAUUCCAUGGAGGAAAACCAGCUGUUUAAUAUACUCGAUGCCAGGGUGAUCAAAGAGGGCACAAAGGAAGAUAUUCUUGCUAUAGCUGAACUUUCUCGAAGAUGUCUGCAUCCGAACGGUAAGAGAAGACCAACGAUGAAGGAAGUUGCAGUUGAGUUGGAAGGCAAACGUUUACUCGAAGAAGGAAACUUUCAACAAGAAGAAGGUGAAGAACGCAAUAUUGUUGAAGUUGAUGAGUCUGAUGAAUUCUCCUUCACCUCAGAAAGCAGAGGUGGUGAUACAAUCACUCAAUAGUUAUAAGCAGAUGAAGAAAACUCAAUCUCUUGGAAUAUUACUAUAUACAUGACUGCUGCAUUACUACCAUUUCUGUAACAGGUCAGGAUAAAAAAGUGUUACUGAAGUUUUCUUGAAUUCAAACAAAAUUUCCGAUUCAAAUUA
Messenger RNA from Salvia splendens (bonfire salvia), 4155 nucleotides. RefSeq names its product wall-associated receptor kinase-like 10. NCBI's taxonomy places the organism in Eukaryota, Viridiplantae, Streptophyta, Magnoliopsida, Lamiales, Lamiaceae. Gene Ontology annotation, molecular function: calcium ion binding; protein serine/threonine kinase activity; polysaccharide binding. Gene Ontology annotation, biological process: cell surface receptor signaling pathway; protein phosphorylation. Gene Ontology annotation, cellular component: plasma membrane. The coding region runs from base 1828 to 4011 and encodes 727 amino acids. The record is from RefSeq and is a predicted model, not a curated record. The transcript has 2 exons.